GCGUGGCGCGAUGACGUCACGGCUGGCUGUCUGGCUGCCGGAGACGCACAAAGUUUUUUUUUCGCGCGGAGCCGCAGAGACGGGGCUGCGGGAGGGGAGCGGAGCGGAGCGGCCGAGAGCAGCCGCCCGGACACCAGAGCAAGGGAGUAAAUGGGACCCACAGAGAGAAGAUCGUUGUCAUUUCUUGGUGAAUGCAGAGAAUGUGUGAAUGCAUUGACUAUAACACUGUGUUGACCAAGUGUUGCAAAAGUGGAGACAAAAUCAAGUGAAGUAGUUCAGUAACAAAUUCCUGAUGGCCCAAAGCAGCAUCUUUGCACUCUUGCUGCUGGUUAUGGUCCUGAAGAUCUUCAGAUGUGGAGCUGAAGAUGUAUCCUGCUGUUACCAAGCUAGAGAGUAUCCAAUUUGCAGAGAUGCAUGUGAACAGCUUACAUCCACAAAAAGUGAGUCUCGACUGAAACAUCUUCUACAACGAUUGCCUGGUUACUGUCCUGAGUCCAUGGUUGAGUUCUGGGUUUGCAUCAACUCUUCUUUGCCUGGUGCAUCGAAGAAGCCUGAAGGUUGGGUUGGCCUUGGGUGUUGCGAGCUGGCCAUUGCUGUGGAAUGUCGACGUGCAUGCAAACAGGCCUCCUCAAAGAAUGACCUUAAAAGCUGCAGAAAAGAAUAUGAGACUGCCUUUUACAGCUGUGUGAACAGAAAUGAGAUGGGCUCCCUAUGUUGUAGCUAUGCAGGACGACACACAAACUGCAGAGAAUAUUGUCAAGCAAUUUUCCGCACAGAUUCUUCUCCAAGUCAAUCGCAGAUUAGAGCAGUAGAAAACUAUUGUGCCUCUAUCAGUCCACAGCUUAUUCACUGUGUUGACAACUAUACACGUUCAUAUCCCAUGAAAAAUCCCAUUGACAGCUUGUAUUGCUGUGACAGAGCAGAGGACCAUGCUUGUCAAAGCACGUGCCGAAGAGUGCUGAUGACAAUGGCAACAGAGCAUGAAAUUGUUGAUGGACUUAUCGAAGGUUGUAAAAAAAUGCCGCUGCCUCAGGAUCCACUCUGGCAGUGCUUUCUAGAAAGUUCCGGAUCAAAUAACACUUCAAAUGGGUUACCAGCUACAGCUGUCGAUGGUGCUAAAUUACACUGUUGUUCAAAAGCAAAUACAUCUGUCUGCAGGGAUCUGUGUAUUAAGUUAUACAGCACAAGGUGGGGAAGUGCAACACACUGGCAAGAAUUUGACAGGAUCUGUGAAUAUAACCCUCAGGAAGCCUCUAUGUUUAUGUGCUUGGCUGAUGUAAGAGAACCAUGCCAGCUGGGUUGCCAGAGUCUGAAAUACUGUACUAACUUCAAUAACCGACCCACAGAAUUGUUCCGAAGUUGCAAUGCUCAGUCAGACCAAGGAGCCAAGAAUGACAUGAAACUUUGGGAGAAAGGGACAAUCAAGAUGCCAUUUAUGAAUAUCCCAGUGCAGAAUAUCAAAACCUGCCAACCAGAAAUGUGGAAAGCAGUUGCUUGCUCACUACAGAUUAAGCCAUGCCACAGCAAGUCUGGGGGAAGUGUCAUCUGCAAGUCAGACUGUUUGGACAUUCUUAGGAAUUGUGGGGAUCACAGUAAAUUUCCAGAUGAACAGACAGCAGAAACCAUCUGCGAUCUUUUGUCACCUAGUGAUGAUUCUGAGUACUGCAUUCCACUAUCAAAGUAUCUUGCCCCAAGUCCUUUGGACAGCAUUAUUGAAGAGGUAAUCCAUCCUUGCAAUCCCAAUCCCUGUGCAAAUAACCAGGUGUGUGAAGUUAAUCGAAAAGGUUGUCUGGCAGGACAGGAAUGCCUUCCUUUUCUAUGUGUGCAAGGGUGCAAGUUAGGAGAGGCUUCAGACUUCCUUGUUCGCCUGGGUAACCGCAUUCAGCUUCCUGUGACAAGUGGAGAAAUGGGUUGUUAUAAAGUGUGCACUUGUGGACCAAGUGGACGGCUGGAGACUUGCAUGGAAAUGCCCUGUAUUGAUGUACAAAAAACCUGCAUUGUAGGUGGUCAAAGAAAAAAUCAUGGAACGUCUUUUAGAGUGGAUUGUAACACGUGUUCAUGUUUUGCUGGGGACCUGAGCUGUUCAAGCCGCCAGUGUUUAAGUGAAUACAGUUCUCCAGAGGAUCGGAACAUGUUCACAGGACUUCCCUGUAACUGUGCUGACCAAUUUGUACCAGUCUGUGCCCUUAAUGGCCGCACCUACCCAAGUGCCUGCAUUGCCCGAUGCGUUGGACUCCAAGACAAUCAGUUUGAAUUUGGAUCUUGUGCCUCCAAAGCCCCUUGCACUCCUAAUCGAUGCCCCAAAAACGAAAGAUGCAUCCCUAAGCCAAAGGUCUGUCUCACUGGUAUUGAUUUGAUUGAUUGUGACCAAUAUGAGUGCAUCUCCAGACCAGUCAAUUGUGAACUGCUCGCCAUCGAACCAGUCUGUGACACUGAAAAUGUGGAACAUAUUAAUCUAUGUGCCUUGUACCAAAGAUCCAAAACCUUGUCCUACACUGGCCCAUGUCAGGAUGUCUGUAGAUAUGAGGCUGUCUGUGGCCAUAAUGGUGAAACAUACAAUAAUGUGUGUGCUGCCUAUUCGGAUCGUGUAGCAGUGGACUACUACGGGAGUUGUCAAGCUGUGGGCAUUCUCUCGGAUUUCAGUUCUCACCCCGAGUGUUCGUCUGUCACGUGUCCAUCACUUCCAAGCAGCAGAUGCAAACCGGUCACACCACCUGGAGCUUGUUGCCCCUUAUGUGCUGGAAUGCUCCGUGUUUUAUGGAGUAAUGAUCAGCUGGAUAGCCUCGCUAAGUUAAAUGAUGCAAGACCAGUGUCCGUACAUGACAUCCUCCACACUUUACGCCUACACAUUUCAGUGCCUCAGUGUGAUAUUUUUGGAUACCUAAGUAUAGAAUCUGACCUUGUGAUCCUCAUCAUUCCAGUUGGUCAGGAUCCAACAACAUUGCAGAUUGAAGCUUGCAAUAAAGAGGCUGAGAAGAUUGACUCUCUGAUAAAUACUGGUAGUCCAGCAUUGAUGGCUCACGUUCCACUGUCAGCACUCACCACUUCACAGGUCCAGGUUUCAUUAAGAGGUUCUUCUGGGUCUGCAAUGACAAUCCUUUCUACGACUGCACUUUUACUAAACCUGUUGGUUUCUUUUUCAGGGUUUUUAGGUUUCAGAUAGCCAUUCCUUAUUUUCAAUAAGAACAAAUUGUGUUUAACUUGAUAUUAAGUUACAGGUAGAACAACAAUCCCCGAAGCGUUGAAUACAGAAGAUAACAAGCCAUCAAACAUUCAGCGGUUUAAAACAAUUCUGCUGAAUGCCNUUUUUUUUGUAUCUUACAAAUAUAAAUUCAAAAUAUAUCUUUUGAUAGAAACCUUUUUAUGAAGGAAAUUAUAUACUUUAUUUGAAGGAGUUAAU
This is a messenger RNA of Callorhinchus milii (elephant shark), 3400 nucleotides long. RefSeq names its product reversion-inducing-cysteine-rich protein with kazal motifs (gene reck). NCBI's taxonomy places the organism in Eukaryota, Metazoa, Chordata, Chondrichthyes, Chimaeriformes, Callorhinchidae. Gene Ontology annotation, biological process: blood vessel maturation; extracellular matrix organization; sprouting angiogenesis. Gene Ontology annotation, cellular component: plasma membrane. The transcript has 23 exons. Gene Ontology annotation, molecular function: protein binding; metalloendopeptidase inhibitor activity. The record is from RefSeq and is a predicted model, not a curated record. Bases 293 to 3163 code for a protein of 956 amino acids.